Messenger RNA from Meloidogyne enterolobii, 216 nucleotides. The record is from the annotation of a GenBank genome assembly. NCBI's taxonomy places the organism in Eukaryota, Metazoa, Nematoda, Chromadorea, Rhabditida, Meloidogynidae.
AUGAAAGAAAUAGAAGAAGCUCCUGAGAUUUCAGGAGCUUGCUAUAAAACAGAAAAUUCAUCAAAGAGAUCAAAUCUAAUAGAAAAAGUUCCACCGAAAAGACAGCAACAAACAAAUAUGAGUUCAGAGUGCUUUUCGAGAGUGUGCUCUAAAAAAUAUUCAUCCAGACAAGAGUUGAAAUAUAAUAAAAUUUUGGAAGACCAAAAGGUAGAUUAG